This is a messenger RNA of Mercenaria mercenaria, 651 nucleotides long. RefSeq lists its product as uncharacterized. The record is from RefSeq and is a predicted model, not a curated record. The transcript has 3 exons. Bases 1 to 651 code for a protein of 216 amino acids. NCBI's taxonomy places the organism in Eukaryota, Metazoa, Mollusca, Bivalvia, Venerida, Veneridae.
AUGGCGGACGCUGUUUUCGACGAGGAAACAAACGUAUUUUUGAGUCAAGUAGAUAUUGAGCCUGUCGAUGCAAACUGGUUCGACAUUGAAACAGACUUUGUACUAAGUCAGUUCAACUUGGAUAACGUUUUAGACAUGGACGUAAAAUCUGGUCUUAUUGAUAGGACUAGUAACUUUCCAUAUUCACAAACGAUUGGUGACGUAAAUGUUGAAGCCAAUAAAACGGAAACUAGUAAUUGCAACGGUAAAAGGUUUAACUUUGAAGCCAAAUCAUCUGACGUCAAAAAGCUGCAAGCAUUCUCUACGCCGUUAAAUACGCAGAGAAACACUCGCUGGGGCGUCAAUACCUUGGAUGAUUGGGGAAAAUGGCGAAAUGACAGGACUAUUGCCACUGGACUGAAAGAGAGUGCGCCUUACGUGUUAGUACCACCCCUUACUGUCGGUAUUGGUGCAGCGGAGCUUUGUCACUGGAUGUGUCGUUUUAUUUUGGAGGUGAGAAGACAGGAUGGUAGUGAAUAUCCGGCUGAAUCCUUGAGACAGCUAUGCAUAUCCAUUUGGCGGUACUUGCGUGACACUUGCAGACGCUACGAUUUGAACUUCUUUGACAGCCUGACUUUGUCGACUUACGCGAAUGCCUUGACGCCAGGAUGA